Molecule: messenger RNA, 5077 nt
Organism: Ochotona princeps (American pika)
Lineage: Eukaryota; Metazoa; Chordata; Mammalia; Lagomorpha; Ochotonidae
Gene: SORBS2
Product: sorbin and SH3 domain containing 2
Exons: 27
Coding region: 976-4881 (1301 amino acids)
Biological process (GO): Notch signaling pathway
Cellular component (GO): neuronal cell body; dendrite; synapse
Molecular function (GO): protein binding
Source: RefSeq, a predicted model, not a curated record
AGAAAGAAAGCAGGAUUGGGGGGAAAAAAGAUAAAGAAAUUAACAAGCUGUGUCGUGGGGUGUUGCACAUGAUCGGCCAUGCUUGCUUAGCCUAGCUGUUGGUUGUUGCUAUGGCUACGGAAAGCCUGUGGAACCCAGUGAGCUGUCUGCGGCAGGGUUGAAAGGACCAGCCAUUUUACUUAUGGAAAACAGUGUGGGAUGUUCCGCUGAGCUUCAUCCUGGAAGGAGCGGUUUAUUUAUUUUUUUGUCCAAAUCCAUUCAGAGACGCAAGAAGCGGUAGGCAUGUUAGUAUACAAUGAUUACUGCCACGCAUGCCCGCAAGCUGCCGUUUGGACGAGCUGCUGACGGCUGCUGCAAUUAGCUGAUUGGAGAACGUGGAAUGCGGAGUGAGAAUGCUGCAUAUCUGCUAUCCGGCAGCAGUAAGGGGUUUUGUCUGGGAAAGGCAAGCCUCCCCUGCAAUAUCAUCGCAGCGGCUCUCUCGCUGCUUGCCUUGAAAACCAGUGAUCUGGAAGGAGGGUGUCGCCCUGUGUUGACACCGGUCCCGCGUGUGUCUGCUGCUUAUGAGCGGCAGGUCUGAAAAAGCAGGUGUGCUCAGAUGGGCACUGGACUGGAACGCAGGCGGACGCUCCCGGGUGUACCUGCUUCCUGCUAGCAGAUUGUUGGCUCACAGAGCAUCUGCCUGCACGCUGAGGCUGGAGUGGAGAAGGGGCUUCCUGGGCAUCCCACUUAACUGAUAGAGACACUUGGAUUGGACUUAAUCUUAAACCUCUGGAGUUCAAGACCUUUUAAAAAGGGCUAAAUAAACAAUCUCUACAUGUAAAAGGCCACUGACUCCUACUUCCUCUGUGGAGAGCCACUGUGGAACUCAGCUGCCUGUUGGGUAAGAAUAAGACAGACUCAUAUACCAUUCUGAUCUGGGUGCAUUUCUUCAGAAGGAAAACUGAAGACUUUAAUAGCAAACCCUUCAAGGUCAAAAUGAAUACAGAUAGCGGUGGGUGUGCUCGCAAGCGUGCCGCCAUGUCUGUUACAUUAACAUCUGUGAAGAGAGUUCAAAGUUCUCCAAACCUAUUGGCUGCAGGGCGUGAUUCUCAGUCACCAGAUUCAGCUUGGAGAAUUUACAAUGAUCGAAAUCAAGAGCCAUUGAAUGGAGAUGCUACAUAUUCCUCUCUUGCAGCAAAAGGAUUUAGGAGCGUUCGACCUAACCUACAAGAAAAAAAGUCACCAACCCAGAGCCAGAUAACAGUGAAUGGAAACGCUGGUGGUGCUGUGAGUCCAAUGAGUUACUACCAAAGGCCAUUUUCCCCUUCGGCAUAUUCUCUCCCAGGCUCACUCAACUCAAGCAUUAUCAUGCAGCAUGGCAGAUCCCUUGAACCCACAGAGCCGUACCCGCAGCCCGCACAGUCUCUGGACGGCCCGGGCGGCAGCAACAUUCCUCUAUACAGAUCGUCGGAGGAAGAGAAGAAGGUGACAGUCAUCAAAGCCCCGCAUUACCCAGGGAUCGGGCCCGUGGAUGAGUCCGGAAUCCCCACAGCAAUCAGAACGACUGUAGACCGGCCAAAGGACUGGUACAAGACCAUGUUUAAGCAGAUCCACAUGGUGCAUAAGCCAGAUGAUGACACAGACAUGUAUAAUACUCCUUAUACCUAUAAUGCAGGCGUGUAUAACCAAGCCUACAGUACACAGUCACACCCUGCUGUGAAGACACAGACCUACAGACCUCUGUCCAAAAGCCACUCCGACAAUGGCACAGAGGUCUUCAAGGACGCGUCCUCUCCAGUGCCUCCCCCACCUCCAGUCCCACCGCUGCGGCCCAGAGAUAGGCCUUCUACGGAAAAGCAUGAUUGGGAUCCUCCAGACAGAAAAGUGGACACAAGGAAAUUCCGGUCUGAACCAAGGAGUAUUUUUGAAUAUGAACCCGGGAAGUCAUCAAUUCUGCAGCAUGAAAGACCACCCCCUCUCCCAACAACUCCGACACCUGUUCCCAGGAAACCUGGCCAGCAGCCUGUCUCUAGUUCACCAACGGAAGCAGUGGCUGGUAGCCCCUCCCCGCCGCCCAGGAGUGGCCUCCCCACGCCCAGCUUGUGUGCCCCAGCUCUCUCUCCCGCCCCGACUGAUCGCAUAACUCCAGAUGACAUAGAUUUAGAAAAUGAGCCCUGGUAUAAAUUCUUUUCAGAACUGGAGUUUGGACGCCCGCCUCCUAAAAAGGCUCUGGAUUAUGUUCAAGAUCAUUCUUCUGGUGUUUCUGAAGAGGCCUCCGUGUAUCAGUCCUCUAUGGACAGAAGCCUGGAAAGGCCUGGCAGUUCUGCAAGUAUGGCGAGUGACUUUAGGAAACGGAGGAAGAGCGAGCCUGCCGUGGGCCCCCCGAGGGGCUUGGGGGAUCAGAGUGCAAACAGGACUAGUCCCAGUCGAGCAGACCUGCCAGGAUCAAGCAUCACGCUUACCAAGUCCUUCAUCAGCUCCUCUCCUUCUUCCCCAUCGAGAGCAAAAGGUGGGGACGAUAGCAAACUGUGUCCAUCCCUUUGCAGUUACUCAGGGCUCGAUGGCAACCCGUCCAGUGAGUUAGAGUACUGUAGCCCCUAUAGACAGCAUUUGGACGUACCGCGGGACUCACAAAGGGCCAUCACGUUCAAGAAUGGCUGGCAGAUGGCCCGGCAAAACGCGGAGAUCUGGAGCAGCACCGAGGAAACGGUGUCCCCCAAGAUCAAAUCCCGGAGCUGCGAUGAUCUGCUCAAUGAUGACUGCGAUAGCUUGCCUGACCAGAAAAUCAAGUCGGAGAGCUUGGGCUCCCUGCUCUGUGAGGAGGACUCCAAAGACAGUGGCGCCAUCCCCUGGGCUUCCCCCUACCUUCAGGAGGCUCGCGGGAAUGGCAGGUCCAGGCUCAGACACAGGGCUGCGCACGAUACCCCAGGUUUCCUGAAAAUGUACAAGAAAAUGCACCGCAUUAACCGCAAGGACUUGAUGAACUCGGAGGUGAUCUGCUCUGUGAAGUCGAGAAUCCUGCAGUACGAGAAGGAGCAGCAGUACAGGGGUUUGCUCCAUGGGUGGAGCCAGUCCUCCACAGAGGAGGUGCCCAGGGACAUGGUACCUACCCGCAUCUCUGAAUUCGAGAAGUUGAUUCAGAAGUCAAAAUCUAUGCCAAAUCUGGGAGAUGAGAUGCUGUCUCCUGUAACCCUGGAAUCACAGCAGAACGGGUUAGGUCCCCAGAGGCGAUUUUCCAUUGAGUCUUUGCUGGAGGAAGAAAACCAGGGCAGACAUCCUUCUCAGGGGCCACGAAGUUACAAGUCUAAAGCCCUGGUGCCAAUCCAUAUCGAAGUCACCAGUGAGGAGCAGCCGAGACCCCAUGUGGAAUUCUCAGACAGCGACCAGGAUGGAGUUGUGUCUGACCACAGCGACUACAUUCAUGUAGAAGGCUCCUCUUUUUGCAGCGAAAGCGACUUUGAUCACUUUUCUUUCACUUCCUCUGAGAGUUUCUAUGGAUCCAGCCACCAUCAUCAUCACCAUCACCACCAUCACCACCAUCACCGGCACCUCAUCAGCUCCUGCAAAGGCAGGUGCCCUGCCUCUUAUACCCGCUUUACCACCAUGCUGAAGCAUGAAAGAGCUAAGCAGGAAAAUGCUGAAGAGCCUAGAAGACAAGAAAUGGACCCCGGCCUUUCCAAACUGGCAUUUCUUGUCAGUCCUGUGCCUUUCCGGAGAAAAAGAAAUUCAACACCUAAAAAGCAGACCGAAAAGACAAAAUGUAAAGCAUCUGUGUUUGAGGCUCUGGACUCUGCCCUGAAAGACAUCUGUGACCAGAUUAAAGCUGAGAAGAGAAGGGGAAGUCUGCCUGACAACAGCAUCUUGCACCGCCUCAUCAGUGAGCUGCUGCCAGAUAUUCCCGAGCGGAAUUCAUCCCUUAAAGCUCUGAGAAGGAGCCCCAUGCACCAGCCUUUCCACCCACUGCCUGAAGAUGGUGCUAUGCAUUGUCCAUUUUAUCAGAACGAUUGUGGGAGGAUUCCUCACAGUGCCUCUUUCCCAGAUGGGGACACCACCACUAACUACCACCACCACCUCGACAGUGAGGGUGCACAGUGUCUCCAAGACCAUGAGUCCCCUAGAAGUUACUCAUCCACUCUGACAGACUUGGGAAGAAGUGCACCAAGAGAAAGAAGAGGAACUCCGGAAAAAGAGAAAUUGCCUGCAAAAGCUGUUUAUGAUUUUAAGGCUCAGACAUCAAAGGAGUUGUCAUUUAAGAAAGGAGAUACUGUCUACAUCCUCAGGAAAAUCGAUCAGAACUGGUAUGAGGGAGAACACCUUGGACGAGUGGGCAUUUUCCCCAUCUCUUACGUAGAGAAGCUCACACCUCCUGAAAAGGCACAGCCUGCAAGACCACCUCCCCCAGCCCAGCUUGGAGAGAUCGGAGAAGCUGUAGCCAAAUAUAAUUUCAAUGCAGACACAAACGUGGAACUGUCCUUGAGAAAGGGAGAUAGAGUUAUUCUUCUGAAAAGAGUUGACCAAAACUGGUAUGAAGGUAAAAUUCCAGGAACCAACAGACAAGGCAUCUUCCCUGUGUCUUACGUAGAAGUCAUCAAGAAGAAUACAAAAGGUGCUGAGGACUACCCCGACCCUCCGAUACCCCACAGCUACUCUAGUGACAGAAUCCACAGCCUCAGCUCUAAUAAGCCACAGCGUCCAGUGUUUACUCAUGAAAACAUCCAAGGUGGAGGGGAACCGUUUCAGGCUCUGUAUAACUAUACUCCUAGAAAUGAAGAUGAGUUGGAACUCAGAGAAAGUGACGUCAUUGAUGUGAUGGAAAAGUGUGAUGAUGGAUGGUUUGUGGGAACUUCGAGAAGAACCAAAUUCUUUGGUACUUUUCCCGGGAACUAUGUCAAGAGGUUGUGAAUUACUCUCCCUCCUUAUUUAUGCCACAUUUCAGCAACACAUCUGCAUACACUUGCCCAAGACAUCCCUGCAGGCCUCGUGUUUUCAUGCUUUAUGGUUUCCAGUGUGACACCACCCUCUCCACCUGCUGCUACUGAACCACCAGCAGUGUAACUGCCCCGUGUGCCCUGGGGAGACACGACAGACUGGCUGCCUC